AGAGAGAGACGAGGAUUUUAGCCGUCAGUGCCAGUACGUUUCAUUCUGCAGCACUCGAGCUCUCAGGGAGCGCGCCUCUGUAACGAAGCACGGCACAAGGGAAAAAUAACCUAAACGAGUCUGUUUAUAGCCUAACCUUCGGUAAACCGGUUAGCAAACAGUGGUAACGAAUUUUAUGACUAUGGAAGUGUCCCAUUACUGAGGUAAUCGUUUCAAAUAAGACAGUAUUUUGGUCUGUGUGUUCAUUUGACAAGUGACCGUGCCGAUCGCGCCUCCCGGCGUCGGCUCUGUCCCAGGUGCUGAAAGCGCUGGUGUUGCGUUUCUGUAGCAACCAACGACCAAGUUUAGCCUACACCGCCAACGCCGAUUUCUUACGAGAACAGGAAACGCCGAGUGGUGGAGGAAAGGAGCCUAGUGCGGUGAAUGUUAAGCAACUCUCCGCCACCGACCGAGGUGUGGGUCCCGUUAACGCGAAUAAAUGGGAUAUUCGGUUGGCCAGGCAGGAUGUAAAAAAUCGUUUGAAGGAUGGGGAAACAAGGCUUCUCUGCGGUGGCACUGCCACUGCUCGUUCUGGGCUGGCUCACGGUAUCCGUUACCGCCGGUGACUCUGCUCUGUCGGCUCCUGUCAAUGUGACGAUCAGAGAGCUGGAGGCGAACACAGCCAUAGUCACAUGGGAGAUACUGGAGGGAGAUCCCGUCAUCGGAUUCGCCAUCACACAACAGAAGAAGGAUGUGCGCAUGCUGCGGUACAUCCAGGAAGUGAACACGACCACGCGCUCCUGUGCAUUAUGGGACUUGGAGGAGGACACGGAGUACAUUGUUCAUGUCCAGAGCAUCAGCAUGGGAGGCAGUAGUCCUCCGAGUGACCCGGUCAGCUUCAGAACACCCAGAGAGUCUGAGAAACUGGCCUCCACAGGCCCAGACGAGGUGAACAGGGAGGAGAUGGAACAGGCAGUUCAGCUCAGAGUUGGAGAACUCAUCAUCAUCGUGGUGGUGCUCGUCAUGUGGGCAGGUGUGAUCCUCCUGUUCUGUCGUCAGUAUGACAUCAUCAAAGACAACGAGCCCAACAACAACAAGGACAAAGCCAAGACCUCGUCAGAGUGCAGUACGCCAGAACACCCACAGGGGGGGCUACUGCGUAGCAACGUCUGAAACCAGCCCCCACUGGCCACUCACCUAUAUGGCAAUAACCUCUUAAUCCUAUUCCUCAGGACAGGUGAGGCGACACAGCCAACCAGAACCCUCACACAUAGGGCUGCGUCCUGAUUCUUCAUACUUCUCCUGAAGUGUGUGUGUCCUUGUAUCCGCAACAUGACGAUCACCACUACGAUGAUGAUGAGCUCUCCAGCUCCGAGCUAAGACCCCUGACACCAUCUCCUCCACAAAUCAGCACCCCAGACUACAGCACAGCCGCGCACCAGGAACCCAGCCCAGCCAAUCCCAGCAGCACAGCACAGCUCCACACACCAGGAACCCAGCCCAGCCAAUCCCAGCAGUACAACCCCACACCAGGAACCCAGCCCAGCCAAUCCCAGCAGCACAACCCCACACCAGGAACCCAGCCCAGCCAAUCCCAGCAGCACAACCCCACACCAGGAACCCAGCCCAGCCAAUCCCAGCAGUACAACCCCACACCAGGAACCCAGCCCAGCCAAUCCCAGCAGCACAGCACAGCUCCGCACACCAGGAACCCAGCCCAGCCAAUCCCAGCAGUACAACCCCACACCAGGAACCCAGCCCAGCCAAUCCCAGCAGCCCAGCAGCACAGCCCACGAUGGACCACAACCACCUGUCACCCAGAGUGGGGAGACUGAAGAGGUGUAGGGUGAAGCUGCACCUAGAUGCUGAUCUUGGGUCAGCGUCUAGGGUUGUGCCUUUCAGAUUAUAAUACAUUAGGUUAAAUGGACACGGGAGGCCUGAUCCUAGAUCAGCGCUCCCACUGUGAGACGCUUUAUGAAUAGAGAGGAAUUGACAGGUGUGAGCAAUAUGGUCGAAAGUUCCAGCUAGACUAUCAGAGGGCAAGGUAAAGUUAUUAUCAUGUUGCUUAUAAACCUAUCAAAUCAUUUCAGAUCGCAACAGAUGUCUAGAGGGAAGGGGCUAGUGAUUGUUUCUGGACAAGGAGCCUCUGUCUCUUUUUCUCUCUCUCUCCCUCUCCCCCCCCCCCCCCUCUCCC
Molecule: messenger RNA, 2173 nt
Organism: Salvelinus fontinalis (brook trout)
Lineage: Eukaryota; Metazoa; Chordata; Actinopteri; Salmoniformes; Salmonidae
Product: fibronectin type III domain-containing protein 5-like
Exons: 5
Coding region: 526-1152 (208 amino acids)
Molecular function (GO): protein binding
Source: RefSeq, a predicted model, not a curated record